Messenger RNA from Acanthosepion pharaonis, 714 nucleotides. The record is from the annotation of a GenBank genome assembly. NCBI's taxonomy places the organism in Eukaryota, Metazoa, Mollusca, Cephalopoda, Sepiida, Sepiidae.
AUGUCUGUUCGUGUUUGUCUAUCUAUUGAUCUAUCUUUCUGUUCAUUAUCUAAGUCUCUUCAUAUCUAUUUAUCUCAAUCUGAUCAUUAUCUAUCUAUCUAUCUAUCUAUCUAUCUAUCUAUCUCACCUGUUCAAAUCUAUCUAUCUAUCUAUCUAUCUAUCUAUCUAUCUAUCUAUCUAUCUAUCUAUUUAAGCCUCUUCAUAUCUAUUCAUCUCAAUCUGAUCAUAUCUAUCUAUCUAUCUAUCUAUCUAUCUAUCUAUUCAUUAUCUUUCUCAGUCUGUUCAUAUCUAUCUAUCUAUCUAUCUAUCUAUCUAUGUCACUUCCUCCUCUCUCACUCUAUCUAUCUAUCUAUCUAUCUAUCUAUCUAUCUAUCUAUCUAUCUAUCUCAGCCAGUUUACAUCUAUCUAUCUUUAUCUAUCUAUUCAUCUAUCUAUCUAUCUAUCUAUCUAUCUAUCUAUCUAUCUAUCUAUUUUCCAAAUAUAUCUAUCUAUUAUUCUCUAUCUAUCUAUCUUCUUCAUUAUUCUAUCCAUCUAUUGAAUCUAUCUGUCUCAGCCUGUUCAAAUCUAUCUAUCUAUCUAUCUAUCUAUCUAUCUAUCUAUCUAUCUAUCUAUCUAUCUAUCUAUCUAUCUAAACUAUCUAUCUUUUUUCUAUUUAUUAUUUAUCCAUCUAUAUUUUAUUCUGCCGACAGAUUCAAAAUAAUAGAUUUCAAAUGA